This is a messenger RNA of Pelobates cultripes (western spadefoot toad), 11107 nucleotides long. The record is from the annotation of a GenBank genome assembly. Lineage: Eukaryota; Metazoa; Chordata; Amphibia; Anura; Pelobatidae.
AGACGUCUCUGUACACCAUAGAAAGCAGACUGAUCCUCCAAUUUCCACAGAACCCAGGUAGGUAAAGUGUAUGUAGGUAUACAUAUGUCCCAAGUGUCUCUUUCUAAUUAUUAACUCUCUAUGGUUUUCAGUGUUCAUUCCAACUUUGUAAGUAUUUAAUAAUUUAUGUUAUGCUGUUGUUAAGCCAACAUAAUUUCCUGAACAGGGACAUUUUUGACUAUUUGAAAUGGUCUUUGAAUUCACUUUGCAUUCUUGACCAUUCACACUUCAGUAAAUAACCCAGUCAAAUAACAUAACUCGAAAAUGUAUAGCAGUUAGUCAUACAUCUGUAAGUAGAAAGGAGCAUAAAGGUUUGUGCAGUCUCAUAGUUUAACCAAUGCUGUGUGUACAUAAUGAGUGCAGCGAGGUAUGUGGGGAGAAUGUUGGUAUGUGAAGAGAAGUGAUGAUAGAACUGAUAAAGUAGAUGAAAAAACAGAAACAACCUGGAUGGUUGUAAGUGUAGGGUUUAAAUGUAAUGGAAAUGGUGAAAUCUCUAAAGAAACACUUUAAAACCUCUAAAUCUCUACAUUGCAGUACAUCCAGGCAAGUUUAACAGGCGAAAACAAUGAAACGGUUAGCUAGAACAGGUGGAAAAACAUGUCUAAUACACAUUUAACAAGAAGAUUGAGAAAGCAAGAUGCUAAAUAUAGGAAGUCCUCCAUUAGUCUUAUGCCUUAUUUUUCUGGACUAGUCUGUAAUGGAGAGGAACAUGAGUUAACAUCCAGAGCAAAAAAAUGUAUGUAUACUUUUUGUGUUAGCAGGUGUAUAACUAGUGGUUGCUUAUAUGUCAAAAUAUAAGCAAGUGUGUUAAAUAAACAGACACUAUUGGAACUACAGGUGUUUAGUGUCAAAACUCCAACUGUUACAUUUAAUCACUUAGGUGUGCAAUAAUGAGCAAAAUAUCAAGAAUUUUUCCAUUUGAAAAUAUGCCCUAUAUCAGUGAUGGCGAACCUUUUUGAGCCCGAGUGCCCAAACCGCAAUACAUGCCAACUUUUUUUUUUUCUUAAAGUGCCAACACGGCAAUUAAACCUCAACACUGAGGUUUAAGUUUAGAAAAAACAACUUGUACUGUUGUCCGAACUAAUUAACAACUUUUGUUUUAAAAGAACACAACAACAGAGAGUUCAAUUAUACAAAUUUUAAAUAAUGAUAUAAAUAGAUAAAAUUAAGCUUAUAUUUAUUAGUAUCUCCAACAAAUGACAGACUGAAUACACACACACAGUCUGCUGAAUACACACACUCAUACACACAUAGACUGCUGAAUACACACACAUACUGUAUUGAGGGGUGCUGUGUGUGAGGGGUUCUGUGUGUAUGAGGGGUGCUGUGUGUAUGAGGGGUGCUGUGUGUGUGUGUGUGUGUGUAUGAGGGGUGUUGUGUGUGUGUGUAUGAGGGGUGUUGUGUGUGUGUGUAUGAGGGGUGCUGUGUGUGUGUGUGUGUAUGUGUGUAUGAGGGGUGCUGUGUAUGAGGGGGUGCUGUGUGUGUGUAUGAGGGGUGCUGUGUGUGUGGGGUGCUGUGUGUGUGUGGGGUGCUGUGUGUGGGGGUGCUGUGUGUGUGUGUGGGGUGCUGUGUGUGUGUGUGUGAGGGUGCUGGGUGGGGGUAAGGGUGCUGUGGUGGGUAGGGGUGCUGUGCUGUGGGGGUAGGGGUGCUGUGUAUGGGGGGUAGGGGGUGCGGAGGGAAGCUGGGUGUGGGGUGGUGAGGGAUGCUGGGGAGGGGAGGUGUGCUGUGUGGGGGGGGUAGAGGUACUCUGUGUGUGGGGGGUAGGGGUACUGUGUGUGGGGGGCUGGGGUAAAGGUAUUUUAAAAAAAAAGUAUGCUAAAUCAAUAACCCCCUCCCUCCUUCUUACCUUUAAUGAAGGAGGGGGGGGGGACACACAGCCAUCCCUGGUGGUCCGGUGGUGGAAAGCACUGCUUCCUACUCGGAGGCAGGGGGAGGGAUCUGUGAAGCCACUCCCCUGUCCUCCCGUGCGAUGCUGUGUGGAGCGUUGACAUGGUAACGCACGGCAACGCUCCACACAGCUUGCUCGCGGGAGGACAAGGGAGCUGCUUCACAGAUCCCUCCCCCUGCCUCCCGACACGGAAGCAGAGUAGGUGCCUGCCAUUUUGGGCAGGCAGGUGCCUACUCUGCAUUGAUGGCGAACCUAUGGCCGCGUGCCCACAGAAAGGGCCCGGCGUGCCACCUGUGGCACUCGUGCCAUAGGUUCGCCAUCACUGCCCUAUAUGCACAGGUAUGUGUACUUAAUGUUUAACUAUGUAUCUAGAAAUACAAAUGAUCAUAAAGCAUUUUCCUUAUGCAUUUCCUUAUGCAUUUCCCCAUACUAAUAAUAAGUAAUAAAGGUUGAAAAAAUACUCUAGAUUAUGGGAAGGCAAUCUUUGGCAGUGCUGGUAUGCAUUAUGGGAAAUGUAGUCCACAAAAAGUGGAAUGCCAAAGAUUUAUUUCUCUGGAUCUAGAUCCAAAACACUGAUUAAGUAAACUUAACAUUUGUGUAAAUCAAUUUAAAAGAUACCCAUAAAAAAAAAGAUAAAUAAAUUGAUAAAUAAUCAUAGGUAAGAUAAUUCAGAUAACCUAAGGUUUUGAGCCACGCAAGGUCUAAUAAUACACAUCUUAUCCCUUGCAUUACAAUUUAGUAACUUUCCUGAUUUUCUGACUUGCUCUCAGCAUAAUCAGACUCACGCCGAUCCAGGAUCAGCACUAAUAGACUGAAGCCCAGGGUGACACGCCGUGUGGUAAUCAACACCUAUUAAAGUUUAUAUGUACCAGUCAUAAUACUAAUAUUAUGUUUGAAAAUAUAUAGUGCCUACCUGGACAAUAUUACUGUACAGAUCAAACUUUCACAUGCAUACUUGUAUUUAUUGUUUAUUCAACAACAGAUGAAAAACCCAAUCAAGCAAUUCCCACUUGGCUCCAAGAUGGCUAUAUCAAUAUUCCUUUGAUCAAUAAACUGUUAUCAUCCUAUUAAUUAUGAUAGCCCUGAAAAUCAUCCUUUACUAAAGAAGUUUACUGAACUUGAUAGCUUUAAUAGAAAGAAUUCCACAUUACUUUUAUAGUUCAUAUUGUAAAGAACAUUUUCCACAAUAGAACCUGGCCUUUCUUUAAGUUUCAUUGUAAUUUGCACAUCCCUUUUAACAAACAGUUCAAACAGAGAGCUGUUAGUGUUAACUAUGCUGAGAGUUUUAAUUUAUUUUUUUAAGAAAUAUAUAACUAUAUAUUGAGGUAACUUAAGUCACAAAUGUUGACUUCCUUAUAGAACACCAUUAAGUUAGUUGAGCGUCAUCUUUCUUUCAUUAAAAAAAUGAUGAUUCAAACUUUUGAUAUUGAUGGUCAAAUGUGACCAAAUAUGACAAUUGAAUAAUUAAACCACUACUUAUGUUAAGCCCAUAGAUCUGCCUUUUUAAACUAUAUUUUGAUCUGGGUUUUUUUAAAUACUGCAUCAUUUCUGAUUUAUGUCAAUGCUUUGGUAUAAUUCCCAAACAUAAAGAAUCCUGGAAGAUUAAAAACAGAUUUUUACUAAACUAGGUGCCCUUAGUAUCUAAAGGUGAAUGCCAUUUGGCCCUGUGUUAUUUUUCCUAACAUUAUUUAAUAGCUGUGUCAGCCAAUCAUGUAUUUCCUAUAGGUUUCUUGUUAGAUUGAUUUGUUAAUCAAUAUCCAGUAGUCGCUGUUUGCUGUAUACUGAAGAAAUAAAUAGUUUUCAAAUCUGUUUUUUUUUCCUGAUCCUCAUUGACUAAGACACAGUUUUCAAUUUGGGUACUUGCAGUCGAAGUUACUGGUUUUUGACCUUUCAUGGCAGAGAAAAAAUAAUCAUUACAUAACAGCACUGGUCUUUAAGGCAUGUGAAUUACUUUGGCACAAAAUAACUGGUCACACAUGAGAAAUUUUCUUUCUCAUCCUAACCCAUUUUUUUUUUAAAUAUGCAAUCACAGUUGCCAUUUUAUAUAUCAUCACAGUGCCAAAUAUAUCAUAAGAAUAGCUACAAAGUGUAUCCUAAAAAACUAGGAAACCAAUAAAACGUCAUCAUCUAAUUAUUCACAUAACAGCUCUAUAAACGUCCUUUACACCUCAUGAUGCAUCUGCUAUAAUUCAGAAAACUCAUUAUAAUGCUAUUUCACCUUUUACAUUGUUCUACCUUUUUCUACAGCAUUGCCUGAUUAACCAACUAUAAUAAUGGAUUCCCGUACAGUUAUUUCCCUUUUCCUGGUUAUCUAUGGGAUCUGCAUGCUCGCAGAGAAGACACAGGGGAGUUUUGCACAUUUUUACUCACACAGUGAUGUUUGCAAUAUGCAGGUGAUUCUAAUUAUAGCCGCAAUAUCUUCUGUUCUUUGCUGUAGUAUCUAAAAACUAUUGUCAUGCUUUAUUUACUACCAUGUCAAUAUUUAGUUAAAUAUAAGGAAAUAUAGAUUUGCUAAGUUGAUCAAUGGGGAAAUCAGUAAGAAAAUGCUAUUUAGAAUGUUAUAAUCUGCCAGGAUUGAAUGUCUGAUUGUAGCAUGCUCUGAAUAGAUUAAAUCAAGGGAAGGUGCUUGUCAAAAGGUACAAGAUGAACUUGAGAGGGGACAUGCUGUGCAGGUUGGCCAAAAAGUAGUGGAAAACCACCACAUGCUUUUUGCUUUCUCCCCAAAUACUCUCCAUAUUUCCCUUCUUCCUCAGGCAAUUCCUGACCACUCUCCUUAGUGACCUCCAUACAUCUCUACCAAGAUAUAUCAGUACUUAGGUCUCAAAAGCAGUCUGUUAUGGAUUCGAUUAUAGUAGUCCUGCUGUCCCUCCAAGCUGUGCUCAAUUUGUUCAUGACUUGAAGGUGUUCUUUAAAGGGACACUUUAGUCACCAAAAUAGCCUUAGUUUGAUGAAGCAUUUUUGUUGUAUCGAUCAUGCCUCUGAAGUCUCACUGCUCAGUUCCCUGCCAUUUAGGAGUUAAAUCACUGUUUAUGCAGCCCUAGUCAUACCUCCCUGCAUUUUACUUACACAACUUUCCUAAACACUUCCUGUAAAGAGUCAUUUAAUGUUAAUACCUUCUUUAUUGCAAAUCAUUUUUAAUUUAGAAUUCAUCUACCCUGCUGGAGCCUCCUGUAUGUAAUUAAAAUUCAAUUUACAGAGCAGGUGAUACACAUUUUUAUAGUAAGUUACAUCUGAUUAAAAUUGAAACCAAUUUUUUUUUUCUUAAAUGUUGUGUCAGUCACAGCUAGGGGAGGUGUGGCAAAGUCUGCAUAAACAAAAACAAACGUGAUUUCAUUCCUAAAUGGCAGUGAACUAAUCAGCGAGACUUCAGGAGCAUGAUCUAUACACAAACUGCUUUAUUUUGCUAAAGUUUUUUUAGUGACAAUAGUGUUCAUUCAAGGAAAAAAAUAUUUGAAUGCAUCAAAAAUAUACAGUGCCACACAGUGUAACUAAUUAAAGCAUUAAACUUUGAAUGCAACAUAUCAAAAAUCAAUAAGAAAAAGGCUAAAAAGAAAGAAAAGGUAAGAAGGAAAGAAGAGAGGGGGCGGGGUAUUUGGGAGGAGAUAGUAAAGAGAUGUUAUGGUCUAACCUCCCGCGUAAGUGUUACCCGAUUCAAUUCCUAAAUCUGGGAACUCAAAUGGAAUGGAAUUGUAUGGAAUUAUUAAACUUUAUUUAUUAUGCUAAUUAUUUACAUUGUUUAACUUUAAUCAUUAUUCUGUGGCAGCAACGCAGCAAGAACAGAGCAUGUAAGAAGCUUGUGCAGAGGUCUGAGGAAGGGGAUGUCAGAGGUGGAAGUAAUUCUAUGGAAGAAGGUGAUGUAGAGAACAAGGAAGUGAUAAAGGUGAGUGUUAUACAGUAUUCUUUGUCAUUUUGGUUCUUCCUGCACUGCAUGAACAAGAGAUAGGCUGGGACAGCAGCUAUACUUACUUAAAAAGUUUGAGCAAUUCACUCCCUUUUCCAUGUUUAUCAAUAUAGGAAUAACUUGCCAUAAUUUUUAAACCAGUUAUGUAAUUUCUGUUCCCCAUUUAAUGAAUUUCUACUCAGUCAUGUUUGGUGAAUUCUACUGUAAUGUAUUUUGGCCAGAUGACUCUGAAGUCUUUUCACUAAACAGAAGAAGGUUUGUGGUGAAUUGUGAACCGAUUUACAAAAAAUAUGCUGUAAUUGAUUUUUUUUUUCUCAGCUUGAUUACUUUUACCCCAGAUUUCAAAAGUCAAUUUUCAUAAAACAGCUUGGAAAAACAGACACUAUAGUCUACAGCAAAUGUUACUUGAUCUUUUGCAUUUAGUGUGCCCAUUGCAACACUGCCACCACCCACACAACCACCUAAGCCAGAUUCAAUAUGCCAAAGUGAGAGGUUAUACCUUUUCUUUUACUAUAUUGUGUAAUUUCACAGUCUAAAUUGAUCUUGCCCCUCUAUUAUCAAUAAUGCAUCACUAAAAUAAAUCCAUUUUAUUUUACCGAUAUAAACAGUGUAGCAAAAACAAAGGAAUUGUGAUAUUUGCAUUUCUUUACAAUGAAUGCAUAGCAAAAAAACAGCACCAAACUAGUGCCAGUGUGGCUUCUAAGAUGAAAGUUAUAUAGUAAAACGUCAGUAUGUAAGGAGUAUUAAGAAGGGAAUAUUGGAGUAGCAAUAUGUUUUAUCAAAUUUAAUGAAUAUGUCGGACACACUGGACAGUAGUUUGAGCUCUAUUGUUGUAGGAAUUACAAUGUUUCUCUCUUUACAUUUCUCUUUAUGAUUUUCUAACGCUGUUGCUGUUUGCUGUGUUAUUGUGAUCUGACAUCUGUCUUAUAACUUUUAAAUCUGUACUUUAAAUGCCUGAUAUUUAAAACUCACAUUUAUUUCAGUCUCCGUGCUUCUGUGAAGUCAUCAGUUAUUAUGACUUCGUACAAUCAAAGAAUAUUGAGAACAUAGGGUGCAUGUGCAGCAAUUGCUGCAUUCCUCCAAUCCAAUGCUUCUCAUACAAAUGCAUUAAAUCCAGUGUUUCUCAAUGUAUUAAGUAUUACGAGUGUUCAGGGUCAUCAUGCGGUGUGAUGGCACUGAAUGUUAAGACCUUUGAAGGAGAAAACGCCUCUAGUGACUGUUAGUCUGAACACAAAGUUUAAAAAUGGAAACUAUAAGCUUAAGGAAUGUUAACACCUUAAAGACACAUGACAGAAAUAUUCUGUCAUGAUUCCCUUUUAUUCCUGAAGUUGUGUCCUUAAGGGGUUAAGCUACAAAUUCUGCUCUCGAGAUUGGUUUUUCAAAUACAGCACUGAUAGUAGCCAAGCAAAAUGGGACAGAACAUAUAGACUUAAAUACAGUAAGUAUUAAAUGUUCUUUGUUAUUAUAGUAAAUACAGUUUUAAAAGACAUUAUAACAAAUGAAUAUGUGCCAAAGCAUAUAUGCCAAAGCAAUGCCUAAGCACCUUGAUGUCAAGUGGAUACCACUAAAAUGUAUCCUUGGCUUAAAUCCUUGUAAAUAGAAAUCGCUAAAAGGAGGGAGAGUUCAGAAAAUGGAGUACUUCCUCUGCAGGUGAAUCAAAAGCUCCUCUAGAAAAGCAAUGUAUGUAGAAAUAUGGAUACAUAGAUGUAAGAGAUUAAAAAAAAUAGACCAAGAAUUAACUCUUAAUAAUAAAGGAGAAAGGAAGAUUGUACAUAAAAAGAUUAAAAAGCCUCAGAUAGUAUAUUGCUAAUGCCAAAGUAAAGUAAAUCUAUGUAAGGAUAUAUAUACAAUGUUUCCCAAUUUGGCUUUAUUUCAGUAUCCAUGCCACAAGAAACAUUGUCACCAUGCCAUUGCCAUCCAGUACAAAGGUGGAAAAAAGCUUUAUAUAGAUACAUAGGAGGAGUACUAUAACAGCUGCUAAAUAAAAUAAAUGAGCAAACCUAGGUUCUAGCCCAUAAAAUCUCCUUAAAGAUAUAGUGUCGUAUUGUAUUUAGCAGCGGUUAAAUUAUUACCCCUAAGUAUCUAUAUUCUGAUUUUUUCCCCACCUUUGUAUUAUUUUACAUGAUAACAAUGUUUCUUGUGGCAUGGAUACUAAAAUAAAGCCAAAUUGGGAGACAGUGUAUAUAUUUUUGCAUAGGUUUACUUUACUGUGACAUUAGCAUGAUAUUAUUUGAGGUUUUUUAAUCUUUUACGUGCAAUCUUCCUUUCCAUAUAUCUACAUACAUUAUUGUAUUUUUAGAGGCGCUUUUGAUUCACUAGCAAAGGAUGAACUCUAUUUUUUGUACUCUCUGUCCUUUUAGUGAUUUUUAAAAGCCAUUAUAAGCCUUAUUACACAUUGUCAGCCCAUAUAAAUUCAAUAAAUUUACACUGAAGAUAAACACACAGAAAGACAUGGGGGUUUCAUUAUAGAGACUGCAUGAUUAUUCAACUUCAAACAGUAAACUAUAUAUUUUUAGGAAAUGUAUACAGUGAUGAAAUGCCUUAACACAGCUAAAAACAAAGCUCCCAAUAGUCCAAUAGUCCAAUUUGUGUGGGACAGUGUCGUUUCCCGGGUCCUGACCCGCUGUACCAACUUACUUCUGUAGUGUUUUAUUUUUUGGGACACCAGGGAACAGUUCCCAACAAUUAUAACAUGAGCACUAGGACCCUGCAGGGAGCAAUGAAAUAGUGCUCCCUGUAGGGUCUGCCCUCAGUGGGCCAGCUAAAAUGAUUGGCAGCGAGCCUGGUGUGUCUUCACAGCAGGUGGAAUGACCAGUAAUGUGUGUGAAUGUGCACCUUUUCCUGGUUGGUCUGCAUAUUCUGUGCAGGCCUACUUCAUUUUUACAUCACUGGCCUUCCCCCUUUUCCCUUCUCGAACUAGCGUCCCAAUUCUGUAAUUACCGAUGUUGGGAGGUAUGCUGGUGGAAUGUUACAGAAAACAUUAUGUUUUCCCAUAUGACAUUCAUUAGAGUUCGUCAAAUGUAUGCCACAUUAAAGCAAAGUCCACUUCCAAUAAUCAGCUAAAAAAAAAUUGAAACUUAUACACAGUGACAUGUGAAACAAUAAAUGUAAAUGUUGAAGUUAUUUAAAGUAGUCAUGGUGCCUGUAAUCUGUAUGCAUAUACCUAGUUUAACCCUUUGGCUGCAAGAAGUGCAACUUAAUAUCCAUCCGCUACAUGGGGGAGUUGUUAGUCAGACUAACAUCAAUUAUGUGCAAAUAUUUUUGCAUGGUGUGUCAUUUAUUGGCUCAGUAAGGGCAGUUGAUGCUCUUAGCUAAUGAAUGGUAACUGGAUCGCACUGCAGAAGCCAGAAGUUCGUCACCAGACAUGGAAGCAGCCUGUGAGCCUGGUGGGACCCAGGGAAGAGGGCAAACAAUUAAUAAAUGGUAUGCCCCAUUAACAGGGAACAAGGCCAAGGUACUGCGGAAAAUAUAACCAUCCCCAUUUUUCCUGAAUUUUAUUUUUAAACUCUUAUUUAUGAGCAUUGUAAGGACUACUGAAAAGUAUGUAUUAGAACAAAACAUAUGUUUGACAUGAUUAUUUCUGCAGUUUCCAUUCUCACAUAGGGAACUAAAAGAGUGGCCUAUGAGGACAAAUUUGCCCUCAUUAGGGCACUUGCCAAAGCUACUUAUUAUUGUAUGGCAGUCUGCUCAUCUAAAGAUACUCAUAUGAACAUUCCAGUCCAUACCUGGAGAGCAUUUAGCUUGUGUGAAACCAAUCCAAGCACAAACCCACACAGAGCUGAGAUAGCAAAUAGUAGGAUAGCACAUUCUGCUGGCUGCUUCACUCAUAUAGAAACAAAGAAACAUUGAAUGUGAUGGCAGAUAAGAACCGUUUGGCCCAUCUAGUCUGCCCAAUUUUCUAAAUACUUUCAUUAGUCCCUGGCCUUUUGUUAAGUCUAGGAUAGCCUUAUGCCUAUCCCAUACAUGCUUAAACUCCCUCACUGUGUUAACUUUACCACUUCAGCUGGAAGGCUAUUCCAUUCCUCCACUACCCUCUCUGUAAAGUAAUACUUCCUGAAAUUAUUUUUAAACCUUUGCCCCUCUAUUUAAGACUAUGUCCUCUUGUUGUGGUAGUUUUCUUCUUUUAAAUAUAGUCUCCUCCUUUACUGUGUUGAUUCCCUUUAUGUAUUUAAAUGUUUCUAUCAUAUCCUCUCUGUCUCGUCUUUCCUCCAAGCUUUAAAUGUUAAGAUCCUGUAACCUUUCCUGGUAAGUUUUAUUCUGCAAUCCAUUAAUCAGUUUAGUAGCCCUUCUCUGAACUCUCUCCAAAGUAUCAAUAUCCUUCUGAAGAUAUGGCCUCCAGUACUGUGUACAAUACUCCAAGUGAGGUCUCACCAGUGUUCUGUACAAUGGCAUGGGCACUUCCCUCUUUCCACUGCUAAUACCUCUCCCUAUACAACCAAACAUUUUGCUAGCAUUUCCUGCUGUUCUAUUACAUUGCCUGCCUACCUUUAAGUCAUCACUCCUUCAACACUCUUCCACCAAACAGACAACACCUUCUAAUUUGUUCUAUAAAAGAAUGGUCUGAGACUUUUUGUUUUUGUUUUUUUGUCAGCACUUUUUAUUUUUUUUCUUCCUGAGCAUAUGCUUUAUCUGUGCUUUGAAUGAGGCUUCAGAAAGCGAGUUUAUUAUUUUAUUAAUUUUUUCAUAAAAUAAGGCAGAGAGAAUAUGCCGUUGACUCCAAAAUACAUCAGAAAGCUGGAAUGCUUCAGGAGGCUCCAGUGUACUUUUAACCAUUCAUAAUUUAUCUUGUUCCUUCUACUUACUACUGUUUUUGUUUUCUUUGUUUUUCUUUUCUUUUUUUUGUCAGCUCUUCUUUUUUUGUGAUGGGGAAAUGCACAUGUGUAGACCCCAAAAUGUGUAGACCCCAAAAUGGAAUCUUCAAAUAGCUUAAUUUGUCAUGUUUGUUUUUCCAAAUAGCUCACUGGAGUGAGGAUUUGUUUAUUUUUUAUUUAUUUUUUUUAAAUGCACUGAAUUACUGUUUGAAAUCUUUCUCCAGAUGAUGGCUCCUUUGGAGAUUGAUGUAAGACUGGAUUCCCGACAGAUUGAAAUUUAUCGAGAUAUUGUUGAGGGGAUAUUUGGCGAGGAAGAUCAACAGCCAUAAUAUUGUAGAACACCUUCUUCAAAAUAAUUAAAUUGUUAUAAAAUAAAGUAUUUGAUUUCUGUAAUAAAAUACAUUAUUGUGGGUAUAUUUUUGAGUCUUGGUUUCUAAAUAUUUGUGAAAUUAAAAGUGAAAUAUUUUU